CCCCUCAGAAUAACAGUAGAAGAAAUGGUGGAAAUAUUUCAUCGGACGGAAAGGACUGCGAGAUAUUUCUGCCCAAUUCCAGUCUGGUCAAAGCAACCCACUGUACCUACAAGGGUGAGGAUUGAAACGGCGCGUGACCUCUUCUUUGAUGAGAAGAGGUCGUGUGUGACGCGCUCUUCUCAUCAAAGUGGAGUUAGGAUAUAAUUGUGCCCAUUGUAAAUUGAAACCAUACCCCGUGGUGGAAAUUAUUUAUUGUACACAUAUAAGAUAGUUGGUAGUACCUGUAGUAAUCUAAGAAUUGUAGAAUUGUGCCUAUUCGAAACCUGAGCAGAAAACUCAAGCAGCCAGACACCGGAGAGAACCCUGGACAGCCAACCGUCCGUCUAAUGUCUGUCGCAUCAAUGCCAAUUCUCGAAGCUCAGUGCGCACGGAGAACAGCGACAGAACGACUGUCGGCAGCAAAGCUGAACGGUCGUGGACUUGGGCCGAGCACCGAGCCAGCUAUUAAUAAGCGCACCUGUCAAGCGGGGGAAGAAGUCAUCCAUCAUGUAGACUGGCAAGCACUAUUCCAGAUCUCGGCCACAGGUCGAGGCGUUGAAACAUGCGCCCGGGCGCAUGCGGAAUCUUUAGGAUCCCUCCACGCGUCGCCCCCGGCCGUCUUCCAUGAUUCGGCCUGCCCCACUCCACAGACGCGAAGGCCCGGAGGCCAUUUUGGAAAAGUUGGCCUUUCCGCCUGUCGCCUGGAUCUGCUCGUCGUCUCUGCGGCUUGGGGGAAUUUUCUCCAGAAGCAACAAGAAAGCUGGUCCCGAGAAGCCCCAUCGUCUGGUGCAGCUUGAAUCCGGUGCACCGCCCGCCUUCGCUCGCCUCCAUCGACCCAAGCCGCGCCAGGCUUCGUCCCCCACGCUUGCUUCCUGCCAUUGGCCUCACGCUCGCCGACUUUGAGCUCCUCCGUGAGCUGCCUUCGACCACUUCGCCCACAAUUGAAUUUGUCACGGACGUCAGACGCACAAAGCAACGUACCAUCCCUCAUACAGUUCCUCAAUCCUGAUUUGAUCUAUCCUUCACUCAAAGUGAUAAAGAUCGCAAGCGAAUACAUCCCAACCCUUUUUGCGUCAUAGAGCGUCUAGGACCGGACACAUCAAGUUGGAUUGGA
Marchantia polymorpha subsp. ruderalis is the source of this 1153-nucleotide messenger RNA. Lineage: Eukaryota; Viridiplantae; Streptophyta; Marchantiopsida; Marchantiales; Marchantiaceae. The record is from the annotation of a GenBank genome assembly.